AUGGUACGCCUCAGAUGGACGUUAGCUUUGAUUUUUAUCGGUGUGCCCAUCCUUGUAACGGUUAGCGCAUUUCGUGUACGACUAGCCCAUGAACGUUCUGAUUCUCAAAAACAUUGUGCCUCGUGUGAUGUGAAUGAACUUAACCUUGACCAAAAACAAAGCAAAUUGAGUAAUAGACAUCUGUAUGAGGGCCUUAAAAAAGUAGUUCACGAAAAGCUGAAGAGUGAGGGAAAAUUGAGUGCUGAUGACUUAUCGUACUUACAUGGACUUUCAGAUGAUAAAAAGUUAAGUUCAAAUAUACAAGUAAAGACAACGAAACCAGACGCAAGCGAUGGCGAGAACAUUGAUAAGCACAAAGAAAAUUCAAAGAAAACUCAUAGUGAUGGAUUAAAGGUUAUAAAGUCAACAAUUAAGUCAGAUAACUAUAUUGAUCAAGACGAAAAUGAUAACAUUGUUACGCCUACUAAAGUUAAAACGCAAAUACUAAAUGAAGCACUUGAUACAAACGACGAUGAGAUAGAUAUCGAGAAUGAGGACGAUAGCGAUAGUGAAGGAGAUGUUGAUAAUGAAAACGACGAUGAAAAAAACAUCGAAAAUGACGAAAGUGAUGAAGAUGAUGAUGAAAUAGUUAUACAAAUAACAAAAGUACCUCCGAAAGUGAAAUACGAUCCCAUACCUCCUAUAAAGCGUCCUUUAGCAAAAUCGGAACAAACUAUAGAUGUCAAAGAUCGUAAAAAAGAAAGUGAAAAAGAACAUUCUAAGAUAGAAAAUUUAUCAAAAGAGACCUUGGAAUCCAAAUUUAAAGAUAAAAAGUCUGUAGUGGAAAUAAAAAAUGAACUCCCAAAGAAAACUACAAAAGAAGCAGAAAUAAAAGAAAGCAUUGUUAGGAAAAUCAAAGAUCAGAAAACCAAGAAAGAAACAGAUACUUUUUCCAAAGAAAGUACGAGUGAUGAACUCGAAAAAAUUAAAGUUAAAUCACACCUUGAAGCUGGUAAGCUACAAAGUCAUAUCAUUUCUAAAGCGGAUGCCGUGCUAGAUAUAAAAAAAGUCGAUAAAGUAGUCGAAAAAAGGAACUCUGAAACAUUACAAGUUACUAAAGAUGUUAAGGUGAAAAAUAGACUAAAAACUGAUCAAAUAAAACCAUUAACCGAUGCAUCACACAGAAAAAUUUUACUACAAAGCGAAUUCGAGGAUUUUUAUGGAUUUUUUCCAACGUUUGCACCGAAUUUUUCACGCGUACAUAAUCCGGAGUGUCGAAGACAUGGACAAAUAUUACUGCGACAGUUACGUGGUACCAAACUCUGGGCUUUAAAUAUGUUGGAUUCUUCAGCAAAAAUUCCCUCGGGACUCCUGCAAGGCAACGGUAUACAGCUUGGUGACUUUGACCAGUGUUUAUCAACUCGUGCUCGAGUUCAGUUAGAAACUGGCAGUAUUGUGAAGGUUCAAGGCAAAUACUGUUUAGUCACAAUGGAUGUCAGGGCGGAGCAUCAAGAUUUGGAAGUGGCUAUAGAUCUUCUUCAAGGACGAAACCUAAUUAAGGGCAGGGUUAGUGAUCCAGGUCACUUCGUACCACGAUUCUCAACGUUGAGCUUGGGUGUUUGUGUACCAUCACCAUGUCACCCAGAUGACGUGGUAGCAAUGAUCAAGGACUCGACUAAACGUUAUGAAAAACUGGGUAUCUCCUUCAAUAUUGAAGUAGAUGAGGUAGAUUGUCAUAUCCAGAGCAAAGGCAACUGGUGGGAUGAGUGGAUGGAAUUACCUACUCUUUUAACUCUAUGUUUCUAUGGUGUUGUCUUAUGUGUGGUAGUAAUUGCUACAUGCCAAGAUUUACUGAGUGAAAAGAGUAAUGGAGACGAUACAGAUGAGAAUAAAGAGGAUAAUGUCGAUGACAAGACAAAUAAACAAGAUGGGUUCAUCAGUGCCUUCUCACUUACCCGCACUGUGAAGAAAUUGAUAGCGCCGGUUGGAUCUGAGGAAAUAUCAAGUAUCCACGGUCUUCGAGCAAUUGCGACAAUAGCACUUAUUAUCGCUCAUAAAUUCCUACCAAUCGCCCAUACUCCUUACGCAAAUAGGGUAAAAGUUGCUGAGGUGGUGUCGUCACCUGCCUGGUCCUGGUGUAGAGUAGGCUGGGUGUUCACUGAUUGUUUUCUAUUGUUGAGUGGAGCUUUGACUGCAUACCGCACAUCGGAGAAGACUAGUGCCUUUAACAAACUAGGUUCUAAAUAUUUAAGAUUAACACCGGCAAUGCUAGCUGUGAUUUGGUUUUACGCAUUCAUCUGGGAUCAUGUCACCGUGGGGCCUAUGUGGGGCGGACUUGUAACGAAAAAUGCUGACAUUUGCCGAGAAAGGUGGUGGUGGAAUUUGUUCUAUUUGCAGAAUUACUUUGGAUUAGAGAGUAUGUGUGCACCCCAAACACAUCAGCUAGCGCUGGACAUGCAACUUUCCAUUCUCGGAAGUUUCAUAGUAUGGGCGAUCCACUCAAAUAUGGUCGGUUCGGCGCUAUUUAUGCCAAUCAUACAUCUAUCCGCAGCCUAUUCCCGAUAUACAAUGUUUAGAGACCAUCGCCUUACAAUGAUUGCUUAUCAUGGAGUUAGUGUAAGUCAGCUGUACCGUACAGGCCGGAUGAGCUAUACCUCCAUUUUGCACCGCAGUACCUCCUAUCUGAUCGGCAUCAGUUUGGGAUUAGCACUACGGACCCCAGCUCAGCAUAGUAAGUUUGUAAUAUUCAUCGGAUGGGUCGUUAGCACUGGUCUAUGGGGAGCAGUGUUGUGGGCGGGUUUCGACAGCGGUUACUUCAACUACCAGUAUAACGUGACCUUUGCUGCUCAGUAUGCGGCACUGGCUCCUAUUGCAAUUGGUUUAGCCUUCGCCUGGCUGCUGUACGCGGCCCAUAAUGGUUAUAGCGAAACUCUGUCAAGCCUACUUUCCAGUCGCCCCAUGCUACUAAUAAGUAGACUGUCAUAUGCUCUAUAUUUAACACAGUUUAUUGUCUUCCUCACAAAUGCAGCUACGAUACGAACAUCCACUGAAUUCAAAUUAUUAUCUGUGGUCGAUUUCCAAGAAAUUGCUGCAAUAUUUUUAUCGGCUGUUUUGUUAACUUUAACUCUUGUUAUUCCUAUGCAAUCGCUUCCGAAUAUACUCUUCGGGAGAAAGAAAAACAAUGAAGAGAAGGAAUUACAAAACGAUACAAGCGAAAUAAAUAAAGAAGAAAAUGAACCGGAGCGUGAAGAAAAACCGUCAAUACGAAAGCCUUUGCUGGCUCAUCGGGAAUUACUAGAAGAGAUACCCGAGGCGGAAGUAGAAUACGAAACUCAGAGGGAGACUCAAAGCCUAGAAGAAAUUUUGGAAGAAGACGAUAACAUGGACGAAGAAAGGGAAGACGAAGACUUAGAGAUCAUAGAAGAAGAAGAAGAACCAGAGGGUGGAGAGGAAGAUUUCUGGGCUAACCAUGAAAAUGGUCGUGAUCGAGAUCUUGAUGAGUGGGAGUGGACGAAUGGAAAUCGCGGCGGUGCUCAACAUUAUCGAUACAGUAGAUAA
Messenger RNA from Pieris macdunnoughi, 3537 nucleotides. The record is from the annotation of a GenBank genome assembly. NCBI's taxonomy places the organism in Eukaryota, Metazoa, Arthropoda, Insecta, Lepidoptera, Pieridae.